Anoplopoma fimbria (sablefish) is the source of this 643-nucleotide messenger RNA. RefSeq names its product dual specificity tyrosine-phosphorylation-regulated kinase 4-like. The record is from RefSeq and is a predicted model, not a curated record. The transcript has 5 exons. NCBI's taxonomy places the organism in Eukaryota, Metazoa, Chordata, Actinopteri, Perciformes, Anoplopomatidae. Gene Ontology annotation, molecular function: protein serine/threonine kinase activity. Gene Ontology annotation, biological process: peptidyl-threonine phosphorylation; peptidyl-serine phosphorylation. Bases 62 to 463 code for a protein of 133 amino acids. Gene Ontology annotation, cellular component: nucleus.
GCUCCACCUCGGCCGCUGUCUCUUUCGUGGACAUGACAAGGUGGACCAGUUCAGCUGUAUAAUGAAGGUGCUGGGUGUCCCUCCUAUGAAGCUGCUGGUGGAAGCGCCCAAGAGAGACAUAUUCUUUUAUUCUGAUGGCACCCCCUUGAGAAUUAAAGAGAUAGCGUGCCACCGCUCCACUCUGGUGCAACACCUGAACACUAAGAAAACCUGUUUUCUGCGUUUUAUUGAGCGCUGCCUCGAAUAUGAUCCCACAAAGCGCAUUACACCAGAGGAGGCCUUAAAGCAUCCGUGGAUUCGAAAGGUAGAGAGGACCAAACCUGUGAUGAGUGCUGGGAGAACCAGAUCGGAUGCCCUGCUGCCCUCCAGCGGCAAAAAGCCUGCCCUACUGCAAAGAGAGAAAAUGCCACCUCUGCAGCUUCAGCCAAUCAGGAAGACCAACGCAAAGAAGGGUGUGAAUUAAGAGGCAUGUAAAAGUUACCAUGAGACUGCCACAAACACACACACACAAACUUUCAUUAACAUUCAUUAUUUUGUAACGGCAGCUUGGGAUGAGGCAUAGCAACAAUGGUCUGUUGGUUUUUCUUUAAUAAUCUUUUCUCCCUGUUAUGUGUUUAGCUUCCUUCACUGCUGUCCGUGUCCC